Molecule: messenger RNA, 1175 nt
Organism: Prorocentrum cordatum
Lineage: Eukaryota; Dinophyceae; Prorocentrales; Prorocentraceae
Source: the annotation of a GenBank genome assembly
CGCCGGCGAGGCGUGGCAGCCCGCGCCCUUCGGCCGCGCAGCCCGGGAGCCCGCGCGCCGCCCUGGAGGGCCGCGCCGGCGCGCCGCGCGGCCGGCAUGGCGGCCGCCGGCGCGCUGGACAUGUCGCUCGAUGAUGUCAUCAAGAAGAAGGGCGGCCGUGGCGGCCGGAGCGGCGCCAAGAAGGGCGCCGGCGCGAAGGAGGCCGCCGCGCCCGCUCCGGAGAAGAAGAUGGAGAGGCGCAGCGGCCUCAGCGCCGCCGCCAAGUCCGCGCUCGGCGCCGCCGCCAAGUACAAGGCGGCGGGCAAGUCCAAGGGCCUCCUUGGCACCCUGAGCGCUGCCUUCAAGGGGCUGGGGCUGCCAGUGCGAACGCUGGGGGUCAAGCCGGUGGACAGGCCGGCGGAGGGCUCCGCCAGGAGCUCGUCCGCCAGGGAGUGGGCUCCGGGGAAGAACCGGCGCGCGGCGAAGCAGAUGGCCGCCGCGGCCACGACGAGCUCGCCGAAGGGCACCGAGGACAAGCUCUCCAUGAGCCUCGAGGACAUGAUCAAGUCCGAGGUGAAGAAGCCGGGGAAGAAGCCCGACAAGGAGAAGGCGAACGGUGCGGCGGGGGCCGGCGGCGCCGAGGGCGGCGGGCCCAAGACGAGGGGCGGUCGCCGCCGCCGCGGGAUGAUGAAGCUUCGCAAGGAGGCCCCCGCGCCGGCAGGGAAGGCCCCGGGCAAGGCGAAGGCGAAGGCCAGCGCCAGGGGCCGCGGCGACGUGGAGUGGGGCAGGGGCGCGGGCAGGCGGUGGGCGCCCGAGGGCCGGGGAGGCCAGGGCGGCGGCGGUGGCAUGCGAGGCUGGGCUGGCGGGCUCGGCAAGAGGAGCCGGGCCGAGGACUACGACGACUGGGGCCCUCCGCCGGCGAGGCGCGCGCGGGUCGCCGGCGGCGUCGACUUCGGCUGGGGCGGUGGGCGCGAAGGCCGCGGGGCUGCAGACCGCUGGGGCCCAGGCGACUACAGCUGGGGCGGCGGUAGCGGCAGCGCCGGCCGUGGCUGGGACGGCCCCAGCUGGAGCAGGGACUGGGACGACCGCGACCGCCCGGCGGCGCGCGACCGGGAGCGCGAGCGGCCGCGCGUGCCGCCCGCGCCGCUGGACCGGUUGCCCGCGAAGGCCGUCCGCGACUCCGCCCCCUCGCGGGC